CUUUUAUUACUCUUUAAUUAAUAGACUUACUACCGCGUGCAGUAUGUCUCGUUGCAACGGCUCAAGAUUAGUACCUGUAGAAUCGGAAUUGUAAGAUUACUAGAAUUAAAGUCACUUCGCUUAGAUUUACAUUUUUUCUGCAUUAGUUUGCGACUGGCUCACGGAAAUCAGCCAGGUAUUGCGCUCAAUAACUGCUAUUGGUUCUGGUAGAGGAUUUGUUGAUUUGCCACUUGCAACCAUUUCCCAUGUUUUAUCCAGAUUUAAUGACCUUGCACUCAUGUCAUCUGCAAAUUUGACUAGUAUGUUGUUAUCUGGAUCUUUGACUAUUAGAUCAUUUAUCAUUAGGGAAAAUAAAAAUGGUCCAAAGGACCUGUGCCUUGCGGUACUCUUUUGUUUAUGUUUAUGUUUAUGUUUAUGUUUAUGUUUAUGUUGAUGUUGAUGUUGAUGUUGAUGUUGAUGUUGAUGUUGAUGUUGAUGUUGAUGUUGAUGUUGAUGUUGAUGUUGAUGUUGAUGUUGAUGUUGAUGUUGAUGUUGAUGUUGAUGUUGAUGUUGAUGUUGAUGUUGAUGUUGAUGUUGAUGUUGAUGUUGAUGUUGAUGUUGAUGUUGAUGUUGAUGUUGAUGUUGAUGUUGAUGUUGAUGUUGAUGUUGAUGUUGAUGUUGAUGUUGAUGUUGAUGUUGAUGUUGAUGUUGAUGUUGAUGUUGAUGUUGAUGUUGAUGUUGAUGUUGAUGUUGAUGUUGAUGUUGAUGUUGAUGUUGAUGUUGAUGUUGAUGUUGAUGUUGAUGUUGAUGUUGAUGUUGAUGUUGAUGUUGAUGUUGAUGUUGAUGUUGAUGUUUAUGUUUAUGUUUAUGUUUAUGUUUAUGUUUAUGUUUAUGUUUAUGUUUAUGUUUAUGUUUAUGUUUAUGUUUAUGUUUAUGUUUAUGUUUAUGUUUAUGUUUAUGUUUAUGUUUAUGUUUAUGUUUAUGUUUAUGUUUAUGUUUAUGUUUAUGUUUAUGUUUAUGUUUAUGUUUAUGUUUAUGUUUAUGUUUAUGUUUAUGUUUAUGUUUCUGUUUAUGUUUAUGUUUAUGUUUAUGUUUAUGUUUAUGUUUAUGUUUAUGUUUAUGUUUAUGUUUAUGUUUAUGUUUAUGUUUAUGUUUAUGUUUAUGUUUAG
Paramuricea clavata is the source of this 1148-nucleotide messenger RNA. The record is from the annotation of a GenBank genome assembly. NCBI's taxonomy places the organism in Eukaryota, Metazoa, Cnidaria, Anthozoa, Malacalcyonacea, Plexauridae.